AUGGCCGCCGUCGGCGAGGACGACGCGGCGUGGGAGCGCGCCAUCUCCGCCGCCACCAAGGCCACCUCGGCGCCCAAGACCCUCGCCCUCGACGGCAUCGUCAAGUCCUCCACGGGCCGCCUCCCCUCCGCGGCCCUCCUCGAGCGCUUCGCCGCCUCCCUCGAGGAGCUCUCCGUCGCGGGGGCGCGCCUCUCCUCGCUGGAGGGCCUGCCCCGCCUCCCGGCGCUCCGGCGCCUCUCCCUCCCCGACAACCGCCUCUUGGGGGCCGCCGCGCUCGCCGCCGUCGCGGAGGCCUGCGGCGCCACGCUGCGUCACCUCGAUCUAGGGAACAACCGGUUCGCGGACGUCCAGGAGCUCGCGCCGCUCGCCGGGGUCGGGGUCGAGUCGCUCGACCUGUACCAGUGCCCCGUCUCCAAGGUCAAGGGGUACAGGGAGAAGGUCUUCGCGCUGAUUCCCAGCUUGAAGCACCUCGACGGCGCUGACGCUGAGGGAAACGAGCGCUUGGAGACGGAUGACGACGAGGACGAUGAGGAGGACGACGAGGAGGGGGGAAGAGGAGAGAAGAAGGGGAAGGGGUGGAGGGAGAGGAGGAGGGCGAAGAGGAUGAUGGAGAGGAAGGGGAUGAAGAAGAUGGUGAGGACGGGGAAGGGGACGACGACGAAGAAGGUGAUGAGGAGGCUGAAGACGAAGACGGUGAAGCUGAGGAUGACGAAGUUGAUGCGGAUGCAGAAGACAAGGAGAACAUCGAAAGCAAAGCAGGAUCUUCCCUGCCAAAUAAGAGGAAAAGGGAUAGCAAGGAUGAUGCCAAUGGAGACAAGUAAAACGCACUUGUAA
Miscanthus lutarioriparius is the source of this 834-nucleotide messenger RNA. The record is from the annotation of a GenBank genome assembly. Lineage: Eukaryota; Viridiplantae; Streptophyta; Magnoliopsida; Poales; Poaceae.